AUGGAGUUCUUCCUACUGGAAUAUUUGACGUUCAAGAAUAUCUGUGUCGCUGUUGCUUUCUUGUCGAUUCUCAAUCAACUGAUUGAACUUUAUCAGUUCAGGAAUAUGCCACCGGGACCUCGUUUGACAAGUUUGCCGUUCAUAGGAAAUUUGAUGAGCUUUGACUCAGGGGAAAGUUUCGGUGAAAUAACAGCAAGCUUGAGAGAAAGAUAUGGCACUUUGUAUUCCAUGAAGGUUGGAAGUUUUAAAGUCGUGGUUGCGGAAGAUGCUAUAUCAGUCCAAGAAGUACUAGUGAAAAGGUCUGCUGAUUAUGCUGGGAGACCUCCGUUUCACAGUUACAUGGUCGACUCACUUGGUGGAAAGGAUAUUGCUUUUGGAAACUAUGGUCCAGCCUGGAGAUUUCAUCGUAAGCUCUUCAUGGCGGCUAUCAGGCGGUAUAUAUCCGAUCAAAAAUUGGUGGAAGAAAAGAUCUCCGAGCAGGUGAUAAGGCUAAUGCAGUACUAUGAGGAUCAAAAUGGAAAUGACUUCGACCCUGGAAAGAUAUUCAUGGAGAGCGUUGCAAAUGUGAUAUGUCAAAUCACAUUUGGGAAAAGUUUCGAUUCUUCACAUCCAGAUUUUGAGGAACUCUUGCAGUUGAAUAACAAGGCUUUUACAGAAACUGAGACAAAUUCUCAAAUCUUCGUCUUAGAUUUCUUUCCAAUAGCCAAGUACUUUCCUUUCUCUGGGUAUCAAGCAGAGCAGAAGAUCGUAGACCGAAUGUUUGAAAUUCUCCGCCAACAGCUACAGUUACAGGAAAAUGAGUUCGAUCCAGAAGCAGAGAUCGAGAGUCUCAUUGGAUGUCUUUUGAAAGAGAGGAUUACAGCUGAAAAUGAGGUCGACUCGAAGGAGAGAGCAUCCAUCCUAUCGGAGGACUACAUAAUCAAUAGCGUAGGAGAUAUGUUUAGUGCAGGUUCUGAUCCUGUCACUGCUGCCUUACGCUGGGUCAUUGCAUAUCUUGUGCACCAUCCUGAGUGCCAAGGGGAUAUACAGAGUCAGCUAGACAACGUGGUCGGAAGAAAUCGCGUGCCGGGUCUGGAUGAUCGCCCAAAACUACCUCUUAUUAUGGCCACAAUCAUGGAAUCACUUCGCCUUGGAAAUGUUGCUCCGACAACUCUUCCACAUUACACUCUCAAGGACACGACGUUGGCCGGCUACCACGUUCCAAAGGAUACUGUAGUGAUGGCCAACCUAAUGGCCGUUCAUCUUGAUCCAAGCAUUUGGGAGAACCCAAACUCAUUCAACCCUCGUCGUCAUAUUGACUCUGAUGGCCAACUUAUCACCAACUCUGGCAAUUUUCUACCCUUCUCAGCUGGACGCCGGGUUUGCGCUGGCGAGGCCUUGGCAAAGGUCGAAUUGUUCCUGUUCUUGUCAUGGAUGCUGCACAAGUUUACAUUUUUGGCACCGGUGGAUGGUAGCCUACCGGAUCUAAGAGGGAAGACUGGUUUCUCCCGCUACCCGGCUGAUUACAAAAUCAGGGUUGUAAAACGCUAGUAAUUGCGAUUAAGAUGACGUACUCUUGAACUAUAUUUGCACUUAAUAGCUUUUGAGAGGCUGAAAAAUAUAUCAAGCUUUUAAGACUCUCUAUCAUCAGAUUGGUAUCAUUGAUGCAAAGAUCGAAAUCUAGAGGAAUUCUAAGCAUGAAUCCUGUUAAACUGCCAGAUGACUUGGAAAUUUAGAUAAAAUUGUGAAUAUUGCUUAUUGUUAGGGGUCACUAAAUCACUUUAUUUCCCCUUAAAUGUGUGAGGACUUUGAAGGGUUCAAAGGGUUGACUUACUCGCUAACGACAUUUGUUAAAUGUCUCAUUAUUGCAUUACAUUUUUAGCUUGCAAAGCUCACCAAUC
Molecule: messenger RNA, 1880 nt
Organism: Pocillopora verrucosa
Lineage: Eukaryota; Metazoa; Cnidaria; Anthozoa; Scleractinia; Pocilloporidae
Source: RefSeq, a predicted model, not a curated record